Molecule: messenger RNA, 783 nt
Organism: Schizosaccharomyces osmophilus
Lineage: Eukaryota; Fungi; Ascomycota; Schizosaccharomycetes; Schizosaccharomycetales; Schizosaccharomycetaceae
Gene: wtf33
Product: wtf meiotic driver
Exons: 5
Coding region: 1-783 (260 amino acids)
Source: RefSeq, a predicted model, not a curated record
AUGAAAAACAAAUACACUCCUAUUUCAGGUUCUGAUGACUCUUCCAAAACGCUCAAUGAUGAAAAGGCAGAUAGUCGGUCGUCUCCUUCAGAUGGUACGCCUCCUCCGUAUACAGCUUCAACCAAGUUUAUAGAUUUAGAAAUGGCUGAUGGAUCCGCUCAGAAUUCCGCUAAUAAUUCUGGUUGGGAUGUGGUGCUUUGCCAGAAAGUCUUAGCAGGCAUCUUGUUGCCUAUAACUAUUGGGUAUAUUGUGGCCUAUGCUAUUCUUCUUGUGUUAUUUUUUGGUUUCAAGGCUUCUGUGAAUGCGAAAACCCUUUGGGGGCUUUUUGGUGGCUUUGUUGCAGCCUUUGUAUUGUUUCUGCUUGCAAUAUUUCAAAUGCCUAAAGAAUGGUUCACGCAAGCUGGAAGAGCAACCAAAAACGUAUUGUCAGCUAUGUGUAUCUCAGCAUUAUAUAUGUGUUUUCUCGAUGUCCUCGGUUUCACCGUGUAUUAUGCUGCAAAGAAGUUCACAGGAUUUGAAAAGAUAAACAAUAAUUUUAUCUACUUUGUUUGUUUUGUUAACGUUGACUUGUUUCUUUUAUUGACGAUGAAUGCAAAUGCGCGUGAAAUACUAAGGUUAGUUAUUAUUGAUUUAAAAAACGGAAUAGGAAGCUGCGUAAACGGAAUAGGAAAUGGUAUAGGAAACGCUGUGGAUCGUAUUUUAGAUACAAAUCGAGGAGAGCAAGUAUCUCAGAAUGAAGAAAUCGAACUUCAGCCUCUUGCUGAGCAAAGCGCUGAAGUUUGA